Molecule: messenger RNA, 2023 nt
Organism: Bursaphelenchus okinawaensis
Lineage: Eukaryota; Metazoa; Nematoda; Chromadorea; Rhabditida; Aphelenchoididae
Source: the annotation of a GenBank genome assembly
AUGGACGAGUUCCAAGUAGCCCUCAACAAUGUUGAGGAAUGGCUCCGUCGAAUGGUCGGCGUAUGCAAAUUUACUCGCACCGCCUCGCCAGAAGUGUUUUGUUCAGCACUACCAAAUCAUUGGCGUUCCAACAAGUCAUUACCUCACCCUUUUACAGUACUAAUACUGUACCCAGUACCGGAUGGUACUAAGGUUACCGUAACUGCGGGGAAUGAAGAGAAUUGUUGUCCUGAUAUCAAGAAUAAUGUCGCUGAAGUGACACAACAAAUGGCAAGGUUUACGGACCUGAGGUUUGUCGGCAAAAGUGGCAGAGGUGAGUACUGUAGUUUGUAUUACAAUUGUUUUUUAUGGUAGGGUAGGGUAGGGUAGGGUAGGGUACGGUAGGGUACGGUAGGGCAAAAAACCAAGUUAAAAUCAAUAUUACAGGUAAAAACUUCAACUUGACGAUAACAAUUCACGGCCAUCCACUGAAGCACGUUGUGACUGUAAACAAUAUUAUCAAAGUUACCGUAGAUGGUCCAAGAGACUCGAGAAAUCCUAACAGAAGCAUGAUAAGUAAGUUUUUUUUGUAAAAUACGGUUUUUGUACGAGCGAUUUCAAAUAUUUUUGAAAAUCAAUAAUUUUUGUGACACUUCGUCACACAUUUAAAAUAUCAGUUUUUAUCACAAAAGAAAUGGUUAGGUAAACAUUUGAUAAUUUUUUAAAGCAUUUUUAAAGAUUUUAAAAUGAUCAAUACUUUUUGUGACAUUUAGUUAUAACAUCAUUUUGUGACACUUCGCUACACUAUCAAAUAACAUUUUUUCCUAAUUUCAGACGACCGUAAACGCCCCGCCGGUCCUCUCCACCCCCUACAAUUCGCCCCCUUCCUCAAACACCCUCGCCUAUUCCCUGGCUUCUCACCAAAUCUACCAACAAUGGUACCACAUUGCUCCAGUUUCAACCCCGCUAUACUGGAAUCCUUCGCUGCGGCUAUGUCAAUUUACGGAAAUCAACAAAAUUCGGUUUUUAAUUCGAAUUUUGGCCAAUUCAAGCCUGAGGUGUUGAGUCAAUGGUCUCAGUUGAGUAAUAUUAACAACCCUUUGAGCGCCUUGAAUCAGCUAGUCCAGCCGAAAAAGGCGAUGAAACAUGAAGAUAGAGAGACACCGACCAGCUCGACCAGUGAGAAUGAGGCCAAACUACCGAAAAGUGACAGUACACCUAAGAUGAAAAUUGAACAUAAUGACAAAAAUAAGGUAAUUAUUGAUUUUUUUAAAAUUUUUUUUAAAAUUUUUUGGCUUGUAAAGAAAGUUUUGACGAGUAGUAUCGAACUUAUCACUUGGUCAAUGUGACUGAGCUUAUUUGUUUAGAGGUAUGGCAUGGUGAGUACUAUAAGCAUAACUUAUCUAGUACUAGUACUAUGGUAUGUAUAUAGCCUUAGCGUUAGAGUAUGUAUAUAGUACUUGUACUAGUAAGUAGUAUUAGUACUAAGUAUGUCUAUAGCACUAGUACAUAUGUGAGCACUCGUACUACCGUUAGCUAGGGUAGGGCUUUUAAAGUCAUUCCUUUACUAAGAAGCGGUUUUGCAGCCUGCAGGUGACAAGUUAUACGAUGAGUCUGAUUUUAGGAGUUGUAAACAAAAUUCUUGUCAUUUUAAGUUUUGCAAAGAAAGUUCUUGCCAUUAUAAGCUUUGUAAAGAAAGUUCUUGCCAUUUUAUGUUUUGUAAAAAAAGUUCUUACCGUUUUAAGUUUUGUAAAGAAAGUUCUUGUCAUUUUUUGUUUUGUAAACAAAGUUAUUCCCUUUUUUCUGUUUUGUAAAAAAAAGUUCUUGCUAUUUUUUAUCACAUUUUAAAUUUUAGAACCUCGAGAACACUCAAGAUCUAAUCCACGUUGAUGUAGAAACGACAGACGACGAAUUCAAUUUAUCGACCGCUUCGACCACUUCGUCGUCAAUGAAUUCCCAUUCGCCUGAGGGGUCGAAAAAAGAAAUUAAGAAUGCGGCUUCACUUUGGCGACCCUUUCUUGAUGCUGCCUUGAAAUCUACCUAA